AUGGCGGCAAGAGGAGAGACGAGCUCGGCAGGAGGGAACGAUGCAGCGCAGGAUCCGUUCCCGUCUGCCCAGAAGAUGUCCAAGAGACCUAAAUCCAAACAACUUGGAUUCCAGUUCACCCAACAGGAACUUCCUGCUUGCAAACCAAUUUUGACUCCCGGUUGGGUUAUUACAGCUUUUAUACUCGUCGGUGUGGUCUUCAUCCCAAUUGGCCUUGCCUCUUUGUUAGCCUCUAAAAGAGUUGUAGAAAUUGUGGAUCGAUACGAUGAAGAUUGCAUUCCUCAAAGUUUCAAGAACAAAACUCUCAGCUACAUUCAGGACGAUAAAACUAAUAAGACUUGCACGAGGAGUCUAGUCGUCCCCAAGCAAAUGAAAAGUCCCAUCUACGUCUACUAUCAGCUGUCUAACUUCUAUCAGAAUCAUCGCCGGUAUGUCAAAAGUAGGAGCGAUGAACAAUUGCGAAGCAAGGACGGUGAGCGGAAAACAAACACUUGUGAGCCUGAAGCUUUCGCGGGAGACAAAGGUCCAAUCGUUCCUUGUGGCCUCAUUGCCUGGAGCUUGUUCAACGACACUUACAAGUUUUCAGUGAACGAUACGGUGCUGGAUGUCAACAAGAACAACAUAGCAUGGGAUAGCGACCGAAAGCAUAAGUUCGGAUCUGAUGUCUACCCGAAGAAUUUCCAAAGCGGAGGUCUAAUCGGCGGUGCAACACUUGAUUCAAGCAUUCCUUUAAGUGAACAGGAGGACCUGAUCGUGUGGAUGCGCACGGCAGCGUUGCCGACUUUCAGAAAACUGUAUGGAAAGAUAGAGGUUGACCUCGAAGUAAAUAAGACGAUCACUGUCACAAUACAGAAUAAUUACAAUACCUACGAUUUUGGGGGCAAGAAGCACUUGGUGCUAUCGACCGCCAGUUGGAUAGGUGGGAAGAAUGACUUCCUAGGGGUGGCAUAUUUGGCUGUUGGAGGGAUUUGCUUGUUCUUGGCAAUAGCCUUCAUCCUUGUCUACGUGCUCGUGCCAAGGCCUCUUGGAGAUCCAUCUUACUUAUCUUGGAAUAGGAAUCCAGCUGGACGCUAGAAGUAAUGCCCAAGUUUCAAUUCUGGAAUCCCAUGUCUUGAAGGAUUCUUGUCAUGUAUGGUACUUUGGU
Eucalyptus grandis is the source of this 1144-nucleotide messenger RNA. RefSeq names its product ALA-interacting subunit 3. The coding region runs from base 1 to 1074 and encodes 357 amino acids. The record is from RefSeq and is a predicted model, not a curated record. Lineage: Eukaryota; Viridiplantae; Streptophyta; Magnoliopsida; Myrtales; Myrtaceae. Gene Ontology annotation, cellular component: endoplasmic reticulum; plasma membrane; Golgi apparatus. The transcript is spliced from 9 exons.